AUGUAUGUGUGUAUCUAUCUAUCUAUCUAUCUUGUUGCGUUCAUGUUCGUGCUCGUUCGUCGCUCGUCCGCGUUCUUUCUCCUUCGCUCUCUGGAUAUAUUCUGUUUAUAUCUAUCUAUCUAUCUAUCUAUCUAUCUAUCUAUCAGACUAUUCAUAUCUAUAAAUCUAUCUCAGUCUAUUCACAUCUAUCUAUUUAUCUAUCUAUCAAGAAAGAAAGAUUUGCGUGAAAAUGAACACGACAAAUAUUAUGAGGUGUUUCCUUGUUCCGUUAUUGCUGACUGUUGGUAUUGUCAUCAUUUGGUACACAGAUCUCCAUAUAAAGGGAAAAUGAACACGACAAAUAUUAUGAAGUGUUUCCUUGUUCUGUUAUUGCUGACUGUUGGUAUUGUCAUCAUUUGCUACACAGAUCUCCACAAAAAGGCCACAUCCAGGACUGAUCUAUCUAUCUAUCUAUAUAUCUAUCUAUAA
Molecule: messenger RNA, 468 nt
Organism: Acanthosepion pharaonis
Lineage: Eukaryota; Metazoa; Mollusca; Cephalopoda; Sepiida; Sepiidae
Source: the annotation of a GenBank genome assembly